This is a messenger RNA of Ilyonectria robusta, 1182 nucleotides long. RefSeq lists its product as uncharacterized. The coding region runs from base 1 to 1182 and encodes 393 amino acids. NCBI's taxonomy places the organism in Eukaryota, Fungi, Ascomycota, Sordariomycetes, Hypocreales, Nectriaceae. The transcript has a single exon. The record is from RefSeq and is a predicted model, not a curated record.
AUGAGCCCCUCUCGCUUCAUCAAGCAGGCCCGCGCCACCACCAAGUCCCUUCUAGGUAGUCGCUACCAAGAAGAAGUUGAGGAGGAUCCGAAAUGGCCCCUGCCUCUGGAUGACAUAUCCGAGUACACCCAAGCACGCUUGAAAGACGGCCUUGCCUUUGUCGACCACACUCAACGAAAUAAGAAGCGGAAGAUCUCGCCUCUUUCCAGUCAUUGCCUGACGCUCUAUCAAUCCGCAAUUAAGGCGUCCCUGCUAGGGGAGGACGUGAGUCCUGACGAGUAUGACCAUCUGUUGGCUACCAUCUUCACGUACGAGAAAGACAUCUACACCAACAAAUUUCUUCGUGAUCCUCUUGGGAGCGAUAUCUGCCCCACAAUGGUUGAGCGCCUAGCUGAACUCCGACGAUACGAAUUCGCAACUCGAUAUGGCGACCACAUGCAAGCCGUUUGCGACGAGCUCAAAAGCAAGGUUCAAGUUGAGAAGCCCCAACACUUCGAAGAUAUUCGAGGUUGGAAUCGAUUCUGGACUAAUAUCAACGCCGAUCUUAAACAAGAGCACGAAGACUGGGUAAAAUGGGGUUUCAGAAGCCCAUAUGUCAGCAACAAGCAAGUCAAAACAACGCUCUGUGUUUUCAAUGCCUGCAAUCACAUGGGUCUCAGCUUUGAUCACGUUCUUCAGGCAAUUCAACUCUAUGCUGGUCAAAAUAACCUGUUUCACAAAUCCAUUCUGCGUUACAUCGAGAAUGGUGAAUGGUGCCGUCUAGCUGAGAUGCUCUUUCGAGAUCUUCGAGAUCUCCCUGUUGUUACGCCAAGCCAUCUGAGGAAAAAUAUUCCCGUCAUGGAGACUAUCAUCAAUGCCAUCGUUGAUGAAUAUUUUAUUCGAGGGGACAAAGAACGCCCAUUUGACCCCCGUGACUGGAGGACAAGAGAAAGCGCCUACGAAAUAGCGGCGAACACAAGAGUGGAGGGAAUGAGGCGCGAAGGCCCCGUCCUGGAGGAGCGCAAACGGAUUGAAAAACAAGCGGCGAAGAAGUGCAAGCAACUUAUUCAAAAGCACUCCAUGGUGCACCUGUCGGCUCCGGUCAGCAAGCUCGACGCCCCAUCUGGAGACUUGCCACCAUCCUUAAACCGCCCAAUCUCUGAGGUUGAAAUUGUUACGUCGAUGGAAACAAUCAAGCGUUAA